AUGUCUAGAAGUGGUAGCAACAGCUCAAAAGGGACAGCCUCCGAGAAUAAUUUUAAGCUAAGUAUCCCCAGAAGGGGUUUCAAAAAAUAUACCUCGGCCUUGCCAGCUAGUAGAGGGUCCACCAUCAUUAAGGGUCGUCCAUUUAAAGUCCAUAAGCCAACCGUUACAAGCCAUACGCUAAUUUAUCAAACAUCCAGUGGCCAUUCAAGGGGAAAUCCAAUGAGAAAUGACAGUACUAAAGCACUAGACUGGAUCCACUCUCUCAUUAACAGAGGUAAAACCAUAUUAUCAACUGUAAAGGACGAAGAGGUUUCAUUCCAAAAGCAAUUGAAAAAAGAACGACAAAUGGCAUUAGACCAGGAAAAUAAGGUUGCAAAUAUUCUCAGUAAUAUGGAUGCAUAUGAGACUUCCCUGCGAAGUAGCACUGAAGAUUACGGUACGGAUACCUCAUUCAAAAACAUGAAUGAUACCAUUCGAGACAGCAUCAUAAACUCAAGUGCUAGCUAUGCCACUGACUCAGAAGCAGCAAAUACAGAUAAUGUUCUAUUAGAAGAAGAGAAUGAAGAGAAUAGUGACGCAUCCAUCAUAAUCCUAUCAGAUGGAAGUAGUUCUGAUAAUGAAUCACUUCCUAAAGAAUUUGAAGAAGAUAGUGAACAAGAACUAUCGGAAGAAGAUUAUUCAGAGCACAAUUCAGAAGAAGAUAUCUAUCUUUCAGAAGAAGAUGAGAUCCAAUCGAAAUCUUCUGAAUCAAGUCACUUCUCAGAAUCAGAAGAUGAAAUUUCAUCAGAGCAUAGCGAACAGCUCGUUGAAGUCCAGAAUAAUGAGUCUAGCGGAAGGAUACAAACUGCUAAUCAACUAAAUGAUGGCGAAAACUUAACUUUUGCAGAGAAACAAGAAUAUGAUUACCAAAGUGAAGAUUCCGAAGAGAGAGAAAACACUCAUGACAAUGAGAGUAGUGGCAAGGACUUGAAUAGUGAGGAAGAAGAAGAUUAUAUGAGUGAAGACUCUGAGGGAGAGCAUGAUAUGGAAGCUUCCCCCAUAAAUUUCCAGGAUUUCAUGAAACCUCGUUUAGGAAAACUUCAACCCACAGAAGAAAGUAAUCUUAGAAAAGACCUUAAAUACGAAUCUGGAAGCGAAAUAUCCAAUGCAUCUGCCGAAAUUGAAGUGGAAAAUAUCGAAUCUCACUCUGAGGAUGAACUAUCUCCGCAUUCAGACAAUGCUAAUCUGCAAACAGAAGCUAUUGUAGAUGCACAAAAACAGUCUAAAGGUGAACUAUUUGAAUUUUUGAAGGAUCAGAACAAUGACGGAGAAACCAAGCACGUAGACAGGGAGUCUGAAAUAGAGAUAGAAGUAGAGGAACCAGAUUCUUACUCAGACAAUUAUUGGAAAAAUGCCGAAGAGCCAGUCGAAGAGCUCAACGAUGAAAUAGCGUAUGAUCAUAAAAUAGUAGAGGAGAAUUAUGAUGUGGAGGAAGAGGAAAGUAAUAUUGAUAAUGCUAUGAGUGAAGAAUAUUCGAUUGAAGAAGUGGAGACUGAGGGAUAUCAAUUGGAACCUAUUGCCCAAGAUACAUUGAAUGAAACUAAAUUCCAAAAUUUACCCCACAAUCUAUUUGAUCUCCAGAAUAUUGCGAACCAAGCAUUUGAGAACAUUGCAGGAUAUCCUUUAAAUAAAGACGUUAUUGACCAAGAGAGCGAUUCAGAAAUUAAUAGCUCCAUUGUUCCCAAUCAACACAUUACUCCUCAUCUCAAUAGCCCUGAAUUUGCUGAACACAUCAAGCACUCGAUUGAUAAUGAUGAUGCUAAUCCUGCUGAUGUAAAAGAGGCCAAAAUUAGGCGAGAAAUAUCUGACGGAGUGCAGCAAAAAGAUGAUGAUAUCAUAAGUCACACCGAGGAUAAUAGUGUAUACUAUUCCACAAUAGAGAAUGAUGACGAAAUUGAUAAUUCAGCUUCAGCAAAUACUUCUGAAAGAGCAUCACAUGUAGAGCCCAUGAGCGGAUCAGAACCAGACACUGUAACUGAUAGAAUCAAUACGAAAUAUGAAGUUAUUAUCUCGGAAUCGCUGUAUAGCCCAACAUCAUCUGAGGAAUCUGUUCGAUUGCCUACUAACUAUGUCUCUCCAUUCGGUAGUGAUCCAUUUUCUUUUCAAGAGGGAAUCGAAGAUGCAAAUGGCCUGCUUAAGAAAACACUUUCAAGUAUUAAACAAGAAUCUAGUUCCACAUCCUCAGAAGAUGCAUUAUCAGAAAACUCUGGAACAGGUGUAACGCCUGAUGAUUCCGAUGCAUCAGAAGAUAAAGAAGAAACACACCAUGAUGAGGCUCUUAAGCACGGCGAGACUCGUACCUCAGAAGAAAACCAAUCAUCAGACCAUCGACAAAAUGAAUGGAACUCAUUUUCAGGAAAAUUAGGAAUGUAUGACGAACGAACUGACUCGGAAGAAAGUGAUACUAAUGGAAAUGAGAUAAAAGUUGUCAAACAAGAUAACCGCCUUCGGUUGAAUGAGGAGGAAAUUCCACUCAUAAAACAACAUGGGGUAGAUAAAAGGGAAGGAGAAAUGGUCGAUGAUGCAAAUGAAAAUGAGGGAAGUCCAGAUCCACAUGUCGAAAAUUUGACUGCUUUAGGAGAAAAUCGAGAGCAAAUUGAAGGCAUGGAGAAUUCUAAAGAAUCUAUAUCAGGGGGUGAUAGCAAAGUAAAUAUUGUCCCAGAUUCUAACAAUCAUACCCAACCUCUGCAAUCAAUAGAAGAAGGUAAAAAUGAAAAUGAAAUGGAUGUACCUGUGAAAGAAGAGAUGUACGAAUUAAUGAGAAAUACACCAGAAGAAAUCAAAGGGUCAUCACCAAAGGAAACUGAGAAUAUCAAUAUAUCUGACGAAUCAUGUUCUGAUGUAGAUAAGUUCAGUAACUUGGAGAGGAAUGAGAAAAUGAAGAAUGAAGAAUUUUCCCCAGAGGACUCCAGUGAGCACGAUGAGGGAAGAAUUCCAGAAACAGCUGUCCUAGAACCAUUACCAAUUCUAGUGGCACCUUCGACUUCCCUGAUUAAAAGCCAAAAUAGUACUUCCGAGGAGGACACACUAAGACAGAAAGUCUAUUUUUCGCACAUCAACGAGGGAAUUAUAUCAGAUGCACCUCAACUAAAAAAACCAUCCCUAACUCAUAGACUUCUCAGCUCACCAGCACGAGCUGCUGAGUCGUUAGUUUCAAGUAUAAUUGACAUAGCCUCAGCUGCAAAAAAUUUUAUGGAAGAAUUAGAUGCUAUUAAUUCAGAUUCUUCAGAUAUCUCAGCUACACACUCCGAAAGUUUCCAAGAAGAGAACAUGGACGAAGAUCAACAACCUAUUAUGGAAAGUGAUGGCCCAAUGAAAACUGGAACUCGUGUUGAGGAGGAAGAGGAUACACUACAAAUGAAUUCUGUAAAAGAAGACAACCCAAAUAAUGAGGUAAUAUUUCAAGUGGAUAAAUUACAGCAACUAGCCCAGAGCAUGAGAACAACUUUACCCACAGGUACUACAGAUGUAGAUUUCCAAGAAAAUUUCGAUGCACGCUUGACUAAUGCUGAUUAUGAGGGAGUCGCUGAACACAUAGGCAUUGAUAGUGAAACUGAGUUACCUAUCGAAGGAGAGGAUUUGAUUGAUGCCGAAGAGAAGCACUCAUCAAAAUCACCCGAAUUGAACGCCGCUGGUAGCCAGCAACCAGUUGAUGCGACAGAAAAUAUAAAGCCUCUAAUGGAGUACAAUAUUUUCUCGAAGGUUUCUCAAGAUGAUAAUACCAAAUUUUCUAAUCAGGGAGUACCAGAGGAAAAUUUGACAUCUGAACCACCUUCGGACGAUGAAGUAGGUGAAUCAUUUGAAUUUAAAAAUAUGACUAAUCCAACAAUUAAUGACAUUAAUUCUGAACCCGAAUCAAUUAAUGAAUCGAAUAUUGAUGCUAAUGUUGAAGACGAUUCAAACAUAAGAUCUGAAUUAGAUAUUCCUAUUAAUGUUCAAAAUGAAGGAAACGAUGUCACCGAUGUAAAAGUCUCUAUUAAAAGUGAUGACAAUAAAAUGGAGAUAUUUGAAACUGGAGACGAUGACAUUGAAUUUAUACCAUCCGAAUCAGUUGAGUUUGAAAAAGAUGACAAAAUUGGAAAUUCUGAGACAGUUGGUGCUGCUAGGAUAGAAACGUCUGAAGAGAAAGAUGUUGAAUCUCCAACAACCAAGCCAUAUACUCCCCCUCAUGGGGAUGAAACAGAUGUUUCGGUGAUAGCUUCACCUACUAUCGGAGAAGAAAAGAUUGAAAACCCCUUUAGCAGUGUCAGAAGUGGGAAGUCGCCAAAGAAGAAAAACAAUAGGACUACCAGAAAGAGGAAAAGAAAAAUUACAGAUACUCCUACUCGUGUUGGAACCAAAGUUCAGAAAAAGGACACAAAGAAUUCGAAGAAGGGUGGCAAGAAGAAAGUUAAAGAUAAGAAAAAAUAA
This is a messenger RNA of Naumovozyma castellii, 4449 nucleotides long. RefSeq names its product Esc1p (gene ESC1). NCBI's taxonomy places the organism in Eukaryota, Fungi, Ascomycota, Saccharomycetes, Saccharomycetales, Saccharomycetaceae. The record is from RefSeq and is a predicted model, not a curated record. The transcript has a single exon. The coding region runs from base 1 to 4449 and encodes 1482 amino acids.